This is a messenger RNA of Penicillium malachiteum, 849 nucleotides long. RefSeq names its product class I SAM-dependent methyltransferase. NCBI's taxonomy places the organism in Eukaryota, Fungi, Ascomycota, Eurotiomycetes, Eurotiales, Aspergillaceae. The coding region runs from base 1 to 849 and encodes 282 amino acids. The transcript has 2 exons. The record is from RefSeq and is a predicted model, not a curated record.
AUGUCUAUUGACGUUGCCAAUAUUGCCAAGCUUUCUGAUGGUGGUUCGUCUGAACCUCAAAUCCAAGGCAGACUGGAUGUGUGUAGGAAGUGGGGUAUUCCAGAGGGAUCAAAAGUACUCGAAAUUGGAUGCGGGCAAGGAGAUUGUACCCUUGUGAUAGCCUAUGUGGUUGGAGACCAGGGUCAUGUCACAGCAAUCGAUCCAGCGCCCUUGGACUACGGCGCGCCAAUGACUUUAGGAGAGGCACAAGAUAGACUCAAGCAAUGUCAUAUUGGGGAUAGAAUCACCUUCCAUCAAUCGAACCUCGAAGCGUUCCUAGCAUCCAGUGCCUCCGAGUCACUUUAUGACUAUGCAGUGUUUGCGCACUCCAUUUGGUAUUUACCAUCUGCAGGGGUGCUUCAAGAAAUGCUAGCAGCUCUUCAGGGAAGAACAAAGCAUCUUCUCAUCGCAGAAUACUCCCUUAAUAUCCGUGGAGACAUGGCUGCAUUGCCGCAUAUGCUAGCUGCUAUCUCACAAGCUGAGUUCAACUCGAGGGAUGAUGCUCUAGACCGGAAUGACAACAUCCAGACCAUUAUGUCCCCACAGACUAUCACUCAGCUCGCUAGUCAGACAGGCUGGACACUGCAAAAUGAAGAGAUCGUUGAUUCCCCAGAAAAGAAAGAAGAUGGGAAAUGGGAGGUCAGUCGUGUCUUAUCAAAAGCAUAUCGGGCCCGGUCGGGAUCCUCUGGUGACGCUGCACGUCAAGCCUUCGCGAAUGAUUUGAUCUUUGCUGUUGAAGAGAGUAUGCGUGCACUUGAACCGAGUCAAGUUCCGAGAACAUUACCCACAUGGAUCGGUUCAUGGGUGUGA